Trichobilharzia regenti is the source of this 694-nucleotide messenger RNA. NCBI's taxonomy places the organism in Eukaryota, Metazoa, Platyhelminthes, Trematoda, Strigeidida, Schistosomatidae. The record is from the annotation of a GenBank genome assembly.
GAAUAUUUUCUUUGCCGUUAUAUAUAUAUUUCUUCUUUCGUGUACGACUUUCAUGUUUCCUUGCCUUACAGACGUAAUAUGACAAUAUGUUUAGAUAGUAAUCAAAGCAAUCGGAUCUACAUUGUUAAAACAGGCCAAUGUCGUAUUCUUAAAGAUAUUGAAUUAAAAGCCAAAUAUGGAAAGUCAACGAGUGGUAAGGGAGGUAGACCAGAAACUCGUGUCCAGUAUUAUUACUUCAAAUCAAAUAAUAUUAGGAGCAAAAGGUCGAAGGUUCAACCAUUCCCUAAAGUUGAAGAAUUAGAAUCAAAGUUGAGCAUUUAUCGUGAAUGGAAGCUUUAUCGAAAUCGUCUACUGGAAGAGAGUUUUCGUCAACUACAUAGUGUGUAAAUCUUCCUCAACUGUGGAGUCAUCUUUCUCUUACACAAGAUAUAUUCAAAUAUAUGUUUACAGAAUAAUAAGAAAAUGAAGAAAUGUUCUUGAGGUGUUCAUCAGCUCUGAAUAUUCACAUUUCCUUAUUACUUAUGUGUAUAAUUGAACAGGCGCAUGCUAUACAUGAAUGGAAACAAUCAACAAAACCUUCGUCAUAGAAAUGUUCUUCCCUUCUGAUUGAUUUUAUCCCACUUUGACUUCAUAAUAGUAACAAUAAUUUUCAAGAUUUCGUUAGUUAGGUAUUUAUAUACGUGUGAAACUUGGG